AUCAAAAGUUCGAAAAGUAUGGCGGCGGWGUGUUUGACAACACUAACAGAGCAAUGGAUUCGCGACAGAUUACAGUUAAAACACCCGUGUCUCGGCAGUGUUCGGACGCUGAGCCUUCCGGGGACAUGUGAGGAGAAGAUAAGACAUCUCGGAAACGCCUUGAAUGAUUUCGUCCGUCUGAAAUCUCUGGAUCUGUCCUACAAUGCUCUCGUAUCUGUGGAGGGCGUGCAACCUUUGAAGAUGCUGGAGAGGCUGAUCCUCUACUAUAACUGCGUGCCUUCACUAGAAGAGGUCACAGCGCUGUUCGAGCUCCCGGUUCUACGAGAGCUGGACCUCAGGCUCAACCCUCUGGCCAAAAGCUGCCCACACUACCGCUCUUCUCUGGUGCACGCCAUGCCCAGCCUGAGAAAACUUGAUAACUGCUCGGUCGGAGCCGCAGAGCGCAAAGCUGCAGCUCUGCAGCUCUCUGAGGUUCCUGCUCUGCUGCACGGCUCCUCUCUGAGUCUGGAUGCAGGUCUGAGCGGCGAUAUCAUGUUAAACCUCGUUGAGACGAAGCACAGAGACCGAAACGAAAACUCCGACUUGUUUCACAAGAAACCAAAGKAACCUAAAAAGACAGGUGCAAAAGAUUUCACCGAGCAGAGGAGUUCAACUCCAAAACAGGAAUCAGCCAAAUCCAUCCUGAGGCACCCCUCCUCUAAAAACUAUCAGACUGAGUUAGAGUGGCCACUGAUGAAUGAACUACCUCACAAUAAAAGCUCGACUUUGCCUAAAAUGUCCGAAAGACCAAAAGUGUCAUUUGGGCCUGUGUUUGAGAAAUACAGAACCGUGCCUGGAAAGCAAAAAGACGCCUUCAUACAAACCAGACACAAGGCCAAGGGUUAUUUUACCCCAAAUCCUGAUCAAAGUCAUYGUCACGUUUCUUCUUUCGUUAACAUUCGGCCUCCCAGUCCACUUCAUCGUGGUUUGAAUCUCUCGGACCCCUCUAAUCCCAUCUUACAUCCYGCGAGGCUGAGCUUUAAGAAGACGGACGGGGGGACCAACCUGCAGCCUGCCGACAAGAAAAAAAAGGGCGGUUAUCGGAAACCCCUGGAGAUGCUCCUCAAUCUGGUGGACAAACACUGGAGGGGGGAGAGGUCGCUGCAUCAAAACAACAGCUUCCUGUCUCAGGCGGUCCAGAUCCUCUCCAUGAUGGAGAGCGACAUUUCCAGCCGCGAGGCCGAGGUCAGGACCUUGAGGCGGAACGUCGAAGCGCUCAGCUUUCAAGUGGCCGCACGAGAGGAGGAGCACAAAAACCAAGUCCGAAAGCUCUCUGCUCAGCUGGAGGAAGCUCGGAGAGAGGCGGGCAAACUCAACGAGCAGCUCCGGAUCGUCUUGGAGGAAAACGUCGCUCUGCAAAAGCAGCUUAUUAAGCUGGAACGCCAGUAUCUCAAGUCCAUGACGAAAAGCUCCCCCAUGACUCAGAUCCGAGCCCGUGCCCGUUCUCAYCACCGACUCCACYGUGUGUGUUUGACAGAGGCUCAGAYGGAGGUGGAGGAGCUGAGAAAGGAGAUYGAGUGUCUGAAGAUGAGGGUGCAGGAGGACGAGAAGCUCCAGGAACUGUCCAGCAUGCUUCAGGAAAGCCACAGGUCCCUGGUGGCCACGAACGAGUGCUUGCUCGCUGAGCUUAGGGGAAGUGGAGAACAUUAAAGCCAGCAUUCGAAGGAAGUUGUGCAAACCGGGAUAAAAAGCACGAGGUCAGCCGAGCAUCCGUGGGCUUUGUGGCAGAGGGGCGAAUGCAUCAAGGCUGCAGCUGCACGGUGACUUUAUUUAUGCCUCUGCCUCGGGGCUGGAGUGCUGCUCUGACACACACACGCACGCACGCACACACACUUUUCCUCUUGCAAAACCUUUAACACACACCUCGGCUGACCAGCUUUGAAUUAUAUGGUGCACGGGAUGAAUGUAGCUUUUGCUUUUAGUUGAAUUUCACAGGUCAGUAGAAAACAGACAUAAACACGUGACAGAGGUUCUAGUGUUUUUUUAUUUAUUUUUUUUUUUAGUUUUUAUUUUUCAAUAACGCACUAAAAAUCAAGAAUGCAAUGUAAGAAAUAUAAAGAAAAAAACACUGCAUGCACUUUGGAACACAAUAGAGCUUUAAAGUUAUUUGAAAGGAAUUAAAAAAUGUUCUUCCACAUUAAAAGGUGCACAGUAUUUGGCAUUAAGCACAAAAACUAAUAAUAAAAAUACUCAAAAGCUACUGCAGCGGAGGAAACCCAACACAGAUGCAUGAUUCUUCAUCAGCUCAGGCUACAGGUAAUACUGUCUGCUUGGAAAAAAUAGUUUUUACAAAACGAAAAAAAAAAAGUAUGUUUGCAGUUUUCCCUUUAUCCGUUACAGUAUUGAAGUAAAAGUUAAAACCCCUGCUUUUCUUUUGUUUCAGUUAAAUCUGUGCCUUAGAUGACAGCACCACACAUACAAAAGGUACAGACAAAUAGAAUAGCAUUAGAGGGUUGCUUUACACAAACAGUUUGAUACAAGCAAGAUCCCACAGUUUCAAUACUUAUUUUUUUGUUUUUGUUUUUUUAGCAAGGAAAUAUGUAAAUCUGACUAGUAGUCUGGAGUCACAGCAGGCACAGCAGUUUUCAGAAAGAGACAAACUCUGUCAUCUAUAUAUAUGCUUCUGAAUCAGAUGCAAAAUACAGAACAUGCACAAGUACAGCAACACAGAAAAAACAUAAAAUCAGUGUCUUUAAAUUAGAUCACGUGGCAGAAAGCCUUUUUAAUAUAUCUACAUGAUCGUAGCACAAAUAUAUUAGAAAUACUGUGUAAAUCUGAAGUAAAACGGUAAAAAUACAAUCUUGUACAACUGUGCUCAUAAAGUAGAGUAGAAGUUCUGCUUUUUUUGUCGAAAUCACGAAUUUAAUGACUCAAAAUGCUUGUUGGUUUGGUUUGUGUGAAAUUAAGACAAUAAUUGUUUAGAAGCUACAGGCAGAUCCAUUAAAGUUUGCAUGAAAGGAA
Austrofundulus limnaeus is the source of this 3000-nucleotide messenger RNA. RefSeq names its product centrosomal protein 72 (gene cep72). The coding region runs from base 19 to 1689 and encodes 556 amino acids. Gene Ontology annotation, molecular function: protein binding. The record is from RefSeq and is a predicted model, not a curated record. NCBI's taxonomy places the organism in Eukaryota, Metazoa, Chordata, Actinopteri, Cyprinodontiformes, Rivulidae. The transcript has 15 exons.